This is a messenger RNA of Pyricularia grisea, 273 nucleotides long. RefSeq lists its product as uncharacterized. The transcript has a single exon. Bases 1 to 273 code for a protein of 90 amino acids. The record is from RefSeq and is a predicted model, not a curated record. NCBI's taxonomy places the organism in Eukaryota, Fungi, Ascomycota, Sordariomycetes, Magnaporthales, Pyriculariaceae.
AUGAAGUUCUCAUCCACACUCGCGGCCCUCGCAUUUGCCGCUACCAUCACCGCUGCCCCCAGCAAGACAGACACUGAAAAGCCCAACCGAGUAGCUGUCGCCCCACGCCAGGCCACCAGCACCGCUGGUUCGCUUUGCAACCCCGGCUCCUACCAGUGCCAAAACAGAAACAGCGACAUCUACGUCUGCAACGGUAGCCGUACCUGGCAACUUAGUGCUCGAUGCAAUGCGGGCAGGUGUGUGCAGUCCAACGGAGGUGCCUACUGCACUUGA